AUGCGUCAUACUCCCGGCCUCCAGGGCUCCCGCGUGACCACCACCCAGGGCGCCCACGCGACCAGCACCCAGGGCGCCCACGCGACCACCCAGGGCGCCCACGUGACCACCACCCAGGGCUCCCACGUGACCACCACCCAGGGCUCCCACGCGACCACCACCCAGAGCGCCCACGCGACCACCACCCAGGGCUCCCACGCGACCACCACCCUGAGCGCCCGCGCGACCUCCACCCUGAGCGCCCGCGCGACCUCCACCCAGGGCGCCCGCGCGACCUCCACCCAGGGCGCCCGCGCGACCAGCACCCAGGGCUCCCACGUGACCACCACCCAGAGCUCGGCGCCCCCUGUUCGUGGCACCCAGGGAGCUCCCUUCGGCCCACUCCCGGUUCAGGCGAAGAAGGAGGAGCCCCUGCCGCCCGCCACCAGCCAGAGCAUUCCGACGUUCUACUUCCCUCGAGGCCGUCCAAAGGACACGGUGAACAUCGACGCCGUCAUCACCAAGAUCGAGCGGACUUUCGCACAGUUCCCGCACGAGAGAGCCAGGAUGGAGGACAUGGGCCGAGUGGCCAAGGCCUGUGGCUGCCCGCUGUACUGGAAGGGGCCGCUGUUCUGCAGUGCCGGGGGAGAGCGCACGGGAUCCAUCUCUGUCCACAAGUUCGUCGCCAUGUGGAGAAAGAUCCUCCAGAACUGUCACGAUGAGGCUGCCAAGUUCGUCCACCUGCUCAUGAAUCCCGGCUGUAAUUACUUGGUGCAAGACGACUUCAUCCCCUUCUUACAGGACGUGGUGAACACGCACCCGGGCUUAGCCUUCCUGAAGGAGGCGUCAGAGUUCCACUCUCGCUACAUCACCACCGUCAUACAGAGGAUCUUCUACACCGUCAACAGGUCCUGGUCAGGGAGGAUCACGUGUGCAGAGCUCCGCAGGAGCACCUUCCUGCAGAAUGUGGCGCUCUUGGAAGAGGAAGCAGACAUCAAUCAGCUGACAGAGUACUUCUCCUACGAGCACUUCUAUGUCAUUUACUGCAAGUUCUGGGAGCUGGACACGGACCACGACCUUCUCAUCGAUUCCCAGGACCUGGCCCGGCACAACGACCACGCUAUAUCCACCAAGAUGAUCGAGAGGAUAUUCUCAGGGGCGGUGACAAGGGGCAGGAAAGUCCAGAAGGAAGGAAAAAUAAGCUACGCUGACUUUGUCUGGUUUCUGAUUUCUGAAGAGGACAAAAGAACUCCAACCAGCAUCGAGUAUUGGUUCCGCUGCAUGGACCUGGAUGGGGACGGCGCGCUGUCCAUGUUUGAACUGGAGUACUUCUAUGAGGAGCAGUGCCGCAGGCUGGACAGCAUGGCCAUCGAGGCCCUGCCCUUCGAGGACUGCCUCUGCCAGAUGCUGGACCUGGUGAAGCCGCAGAACGAAGGGAAAAUCACGCUCCGUGACCUGAAGAAGUGUAAACUCGCCAAUGUGUUCUUCGAUACCUUCUUCAACAUCGAGAAGUACCUCGACCACGAGCAGAAGGAACAGGUCUCCCUGCUCAGGGAGAGCGAGAGCGAAGGCCCCGAGCUCUCCGACUGGGAGAAGUACGCCGCCGAGGAGUACGACAUCCUGGUGGCCGAGGAGGCUGCGGGAGAGCCCUGGGAGGACGGGUACGAAGCCGAGCUCAGCCCUGUGGACCAGAAGCUGAGCUCCCUGAGGUCCCCGCUGGCCCAGAGGCCCUUCUUUGAGGCGCCGUCCAGCCUGGGCACCGUCGAGCUGUACGAGUACGCGUGUGAGGACGAGGACCUGCAGCCCUCGUGACCCGCACCCAGGUCUGGAUGCAGGGCCGCCGUCGUGUAAAGAACAAAGCUGUUUGAGCGUUGAGCUGUCUGUUCUAGAAAACGAAGCGAUUUGUAUGGGAUGAUGAAUUUUUAUUUAUUCAACACGGAAGCUGGUCAGGUGGUCACUGAGCGUGUGUCCCCGCCGGCCCGGGACCCCUGGCUGGGGGAGGAGACACGCCGGCCCCACCGUCUAGCUCUUGAGCGCAGGCGUCCGGAGACACCCACACGGCCGACCGGCCGCUCGCAGGGGAGCCACGUUCUGCUCCAGAGCAUCGGCCUCGGGCGUGAGCCGCGCACGGACUUGCGGGCUUGGAUGGCCCGGUGUUGUUCUCACGUCGUCGGUCAGGAACAUUCCAGGGGCCCCGGCGCCACGGUGGCCCCAGGACCUUCCGCCCACAGGAGCGUCUCCAGGUGCCGCCCCAGCUGCAGCCCUGCACGCGGGGUUUGGGAGGGAGCACCCCCUCGAGCGUACUUACGUUUUCACGUAAAUGUACAAAAGGUGUAAAGUUAACUUUUACUUGGUGUGUAUAGCAGUUUAAAAACGUUUUACGAGAUCACGUUUGUAUUUUCAAAUAAAGAGUUUACGGAUUUUC
Leptonychotes weddellii (Weddell seal) is the source of this 2404-nucleotide messenger RNA. Lineage: Eukaryota; Metazoa; Chordata; Mammalia; Carnivora; Phocidae. The record is from RefSeq and is a predicted model, not a curated record.